AUCUUCCAUGUCUUUCGACAAUUUCCAGUGGAUAAGCCCAGACGAAAGCCCAUUAAAUUAACAGACAGAGAUUCAUCCACCAAACUGCAAAGGAAACAUGGCUCUGAGUAUUGCCUCUACCUCAUUGACAAGCCUUCCGACCAGUACCAGGAAUAUACCUCAAAAAGCCUUGCUGGGGAAGAUCUCAACAUGCCAUGUAGGGAAAGCUAAAGUGAAAGUGAAUGCAACAAAAGGGGUCUCCAGUGUCUGUGAACCACUUCCUCCUGAUAGACCAUUGUGGUUCCCUGGUAGUUCUCCACCUGAAUGGCUAGAUGGAAGUCUUCCUGGAGAUUUUGGUUUCGACCCACUUGGAUUAGGUUCUGAUCCAGAAUUGCUGAAAUGGUUUGCACAAGCUGAGCUAAUGCACAGCAGGUGGGCAAUGCUUGCUGUGGCAGGAAUUCUCAUUCCAGAAUGGCUUGAAAGCCUAGGCUUCAUUGAAAAUUAUAAUUGGUUCGAUGCAGGUGCUCGAGAAUAUUUUGCAGAUCCAACAACUCUGUUUAUAGUGCAAUUAGUUUUAAUGGGUUGGGUUGAAGGAAGAAGAUGGGCAGACAUGAUCAAGCCUGGGUGUGUUGACAUAGAGCCUAAGUUGCCACACAUAACAAGACCAAAACCAGAUGUUGGUUACCCAGGUGGGCUAUGGUUUGAUCCCUUGAUGUGGGGUAGAGGAUCUCCUGAGCCUGUAAUGGUGCUAAGGACUAAAGAGAUAAAGAAUGGGCGUCUUGCUAUGCUAGCAUUCGUUGGGUUCUGCUUCCAGGCCAUUUAUACUGGUGAAGGCCCUAUCGAAAACUUGAUGGCUCACAUUGCAGAUCCUGGUCAUUGCAAUAUAUUCUCUGCUUUCACAGCAAACUGAUGGUAAGAUCAUGAUCAGAGGACUAGUAGAACAACAGACUGCAGAGAAACCAGAGUUUAAUUUUCCUUUUUUUUUUUUUUUUUUUUUUUUUUCAGA
Molecule: messenger RNA, 985 nt
Organism: Jatropha curcas
Lineage: Eukaryota; Viridiplantae; Streptophyta; Magnoliopsida; Malpighiales; Euphorbiaceae
Gene: LHCA6
Product: PSI type II chlorophyll a/b-binding protein (Lhca2*1)
Biological process (GO): photosynthesis, light harvesting
Cellular component (GO): membrane
Source: RefSeq, a predicted model, not a curated record